Prunus armeniaca (apricot) is the source of this 231-nucleotide messenger RNA. Lineage: Eukaryota; Viridiplantae; Streptophyta; Magnoliopsida; Rosales; Rosaceae. The record is from the annotation of a GenBank genome assembly.
AUGGAAAACGGGAACAAUAGUAUCAUAUCGCGGGAGAAGCUUGACCAGGUGGCGAGCUGGGUGAGCGCCACGGUCUCCACCGCCUUCUUUUCCUCCCUCGAGCGCUUCUCUUGCGUCAACCUCGCCACCACCGACUUCGACGACGAGGACGAGGACGAGGCCGCAGACCGCCCUUUCACCCUCACCAAUCACAGCGACCCUCCAAACGACGUUGCUGAGCUCCCCGUCUGA